Molecule: messenger RNA, 3126 nt
Organism: Volvox carteri f. nagariensis
Lineage: Eukaryota; Viridiplantae; Chlorophyta; Chlorophyceae; Chlamydomonadales; Volvocaceae
Exons: 10
Coding region: 1-3126 (1041 amino acids)
Source: RefSeq, a predicted model, not a curated record
AUGAUUGGAAAUGUGUUACAGGACCUUAAGUCGCGGCGCUUGGUUUUCAGGACGACUUGUUUUUCCCUGACGAUGAGCUUGAGGAUUGUGCUGGGAGUCAUCAAGGCCUUCCCAGUGCACCAUGACGCCAGCGCGCCCACACCACCCGAAGACUCAUGGCCAUAUCAAUCCAAGGACUGGAUCAUUCCAGCGGACCUGGACUCAGUCAGCAGCGGCGAGGCACGCCGACGUGCGGCCAGUGUACGGAAGGUCCGCGACUGGGACGAUGCCGGCGGAGGACCUCAGGGCUGGGUCCCCCCUCCCGAGCGUGGCGGCAGCGGCAGUAGCAGUAGCAGCAGCGGCGGCGGCCGCAGCCGCGGCGAACCGCAGAGCGCCGGCAGCAGGGGCAGCAGUGCUCCGCCAACAGCUCUGACGUCAGGACGCCACCUGGCUGUCGAGUCCGAAUCCAGACCUGGUUGCGGCGACGGCUCCGCCGCCGCCGACGAUGGUGCAUCAGGGCUCCGAGUGGGGGGAAGCAGCAUGGCGGCCAACUGCAGUCACGGUAGCGGUACGGACGCCUCGGUGCCGUACAGGAGUUGCGGUACGGGCACAGGCACGCUGACGUCAUCUUCCAGUCCUGACACGUCCCAGUCGGCGGAUCUUCCGGAGCUCCGCUGCGACACGGACUCGGAGAAACUACAGCAGCAGCAGCAGCAACAACGACAACAUCAAUCCCAGCAACAGGAAAAGAAGGACAAGGAAAAAUUAGAAUGCCAGCAGCAGCAACAACAACGUGAAGGAGAAAAGCGAGGAAAGGAAGCGCGAGGAGGUGGGGGAAGUGGGAAGUCUCAGUAUUCACAGGUUGCCGGAGAUAUCCUGACGGAGGUCUUGGCAUCCAGCAAGGCAGAGCAGGCGACGACUGUGGCGGCGGCGGCGGCGAGGGCGGGUCCCGUCGUGGUCGCGGCGGCGGCAGCGGCGGUAGCGGAGCGGUUUGGGGCUCAUUCUGACCCCGGCGAGCUACCGCCAGCGUUGCGGCCCUCUUCCCCGCCCUAUGUGCCUCCUCCGCCGCCGCCGCUGCCCCCCACAAUCGUGGUGACGAGGGCUCCCGACGUGGAGAGCCUUCUGGCUAUCCAACGCCAGCACCUCCAGCGGCAGGCUCAGGCGCUGCUGGCGGUGCCGGCCGCGAGCAGAGGGACGCCCCUGAGGGGUAGCACUAGCAGCGGAUGUGCCGUACCCGCCGCCACCGCCGCCGCCGGGGGAGUCCGCAGCCAGAGCCCGACGUCAGCGCCAUUUCCCAACUCGGUUCGGUUGAGAAGUGGCGGCAGUGGCGCCGCCGCUGAAGCUGCUGCCAGUCCUUCUAUCUCUGGGGCGACGCCCACAUCGCCAACUUGCAGCCUGGGCGUUAGUAGCGGCAGAGGCGGUGGCGGGUGGGACGUAAGUAACUCACGGGUCGGUCCGGGCGAUGGGCCGCUCGGAGACCAUACGGCUGGGCUGUCGCCUCCGCUACAGCAGCAGGUCGAUCAGCUGCGGCAGGACGUGGCUCGGAGGCAACAACAACAUCAACAACAGAGCCAUGAUCAGCCGCUGCCGCCGCCGCAGCCUCAGCAGCACCAGUUGAUCGGCUCAGGUCGGGAUGCUUCUCCACUGACGCAGCCAUUAACAGCUAGUGCAAUGAGUAACGGAAUGACUGGUAACACACCUUUCGCUGCUCUCGAAGCGGCAUGGCUGCCGAUCUCAGCGUCCAGUGGCGGCGGCGGCGGCGGCCAUGUCGGACGCCAGGCAGCCGCCGCCGCCGCCGCCACUGGACUGGACCAGACCAGCGCAUUCCUCACCGUGCAGAAGCUACUGUUGAAACCUCCGCCGGGCCCAACUGGAGCCGCGUUUGCCGGACCUGUUGAGGCCGGUGGUGGAGGUGGUGGAGGUGGAGGUGGAGACGGCGGCCAAUGGCCACUGGAAGCAAUUCAGGCGGCUCGCAUGAGCACAUUGCAGCGAGCAUCACGGAAAUCGCAGGAGCGACAGCAGCAGCAGCAGCAGCCACAGUCGCGUUGGUCUUCACACCAAAUAGAACCACAAUCGACGAUGAUCGCGGUUGCGGAGGCCACCAUUCAACAGCAGCAACAAGAACAACAACAGUUAAUACUGCAGGAACGGCAAAAGCAGCAACAACUCCUGGAGUGGCAGCGCCUUACGGGGCCGCAGCAGCCUGCUACAAAGCCGCCGGUAGCACUGACCCACGGGUCGCUCGCCCAUGUGACCAUGGAAAGAAAAUCCCAGCCAAUGGCAAAUCCAAUGCUAGGUGGCAACAGCAGCGGCAGCGGGAUGCCCUUGGGUGAGUCUGACGGCUCCUCCGCCUUCUGGACCGCUAAGCCUGGGGAGAGGUCGGCAGCCGCUGCAGCCCUGCUGCAGCAUCAAUUGACGCCACAGCUACACCACAGUGAGAGCACGCCGACGCGACGGCUGCCAUCACAGUCGGCGCCGCCGUUGCGGCGCUCCGACACGAUCCGCUCGCGGAAUAGCGCCGGCGGCGCUUCAUCCCACGGAUCGCGUCGUACGUCGGCGCGGGGCGGCGGCGGUUCCUCGUCACGUCGGCGCGAGUCGUCAUCGGCGACGCGGCGGCGGGAGCUGCAGGCAAUCCAGGAGCGGCUGGCCAACCAGCCGCCGCCGUCGGCGUUGGGGCUGCUGAGCGCCCAGCUGUUGCUUAACGCCGGGGAGAAGCUGGUUCCAGCACCCAGGACCAGCACUGGCAGGGCGUUCUUCGUGCCCCUCAAGCAGCACGACGUGCGUCUUGAAAUGUCGGAGAAAACCAAGGGCUCCGCGGCCACGUGCGGCAUCGGCGGUGGUGGCGGCACCAGCACCAGUACCACCACCACGCAGAUGGUGAUGAUGAGCAGCGUCAUGGCGCCGUACAGCACCGGCUUCAGCACCGGCUUUGACAGCCUCAUACCCAACAGUAACAGCAACAGCUUCGUCUCCACAGCGGGGUUACAGCGACACGGGGCCGCCGCUGCCGGCCCCGCGGUGGCAGUGAAUGUCCUCGGCCCCCAAAAGCACCAUCAACAGCACCAUCAACAGCAGCAGGCGGGGGGUGGGGUUAGCACCCCCCCGCUGCUGCUGAUGGGACGGGAUCGGCGAUGGCCGCUGGGCUAG